CUACACUCAAUUAAAAUGACGUCUGUCUAAUCUUAGGUUAUAUUUACCAAUAACAAAAUGGAAAUUCCAGAGGAACAAGACAUUAAACCGAUUAUAAACACAAUUCCAGUGUCUAACAGCAUUCAAGUUCCCGUAAUCCCAUCCACAUCUGAGUACAAUUCCGUUCCUUCAAAGUGGUCACCCGGUUCAUGGCAAGAUGCAAACCGUAAAAGUGCAUUCCAACCAUAUAAACAAAGUCUAGGAACUGUUUUGACUAAUUUACAAAGAGGAAACACACAAGCUGAAACUCCAAUACCACAAGAAGCUGACAUAAACUUCCACACGCGAGCCGGCCAAGGGGAAAUAACUGAGGCGGAUAUUAAAAGUGAAAGUAGCGUUGAUACAGUUGAUACUGAUGGUUUAACAGCCCUACAUUGGGCAUGUGCAUAUGGGCAGAUUACCACGGCUCAAUUAUUAAUAAGGUGCGGUGCAGAGAUUGAUAAAUUAGGUCCCGAAGGAGAAACACCUUUAUUACUCGCGUCGAGCGGCGGUCAUCAUGAGGUUGUACGAUUAUUGCUCAAUGAAGGGGCAAAUGCAAAUCAUGUGGACGAUGUAGGAAAUACAGCUCUAAUGUAUGCGGCUAGAGGUAACCAUCCACAUUGUUGUAACGAAUUAUUGUUUCGAGGUGCUGAUGUAAGCGUGGAAAACCAUUCUAAUGAUAAUGCUUAUAAUCUGGCAAUAGAUUUUAAUAGCAAUUUAGCAUUGGCUGUGAUUGAAAAUUACCUUUUGUCUCUACUGGGAUCGACAUAGUGAAUGCUAAUCACAAUUGACACCUGGAAGGAUUGGUGUAGAAUUCUUCCUAGUUUAAGGCUACUAGGCAGCCAUUUUUGUGCUAAACAGACCUAUUGACUCAUUAUAGGAUAGGAGCCACUUAAAUAAGUAAUAGUAUGCAGUAUUUCAAAGAAUUAGCAUUGUAGGCUAUUAUUAGAAAUCUUUGAAUAUAAAAUAUAGGAAGGUUUAGCUCG
Molecule: messenger RNA, 1004 nt
Organism: Photinus pyralis (common eastern firefly)
Lineage: Eukaryota; Metazoa; Arthropoda; Insecta; Coleoptera; Lampyridae
Product: ankyrin repeat family A protein 2-like
Exons: 3
Coding region: 58-789 (243 amino acids)
Biological process (GO): regulation of gene expression
Cellular component (GO): nucleus
Molecular function (GO): protein binding
Source: RefSeq, a predicted model, not a curated record